AUGGAGCUCUUCUAUCUGGAAGAGAAUACCGAAUAUUCCACAUCGGCAGCAAGCCAUGCUGCACCUGGAGAGCAGGAACAAAUGGCCACCAACUAUAACAGCCUGCUGCGACAGCAACUCCUGGGCCUUCCUUCGAGAGCACACACAUACAAUACUGUGGUGAAGAAACGUAAAGUCCGUGCCAAAGGCCGCCGACCAAAAGAGCCGCAUACUGUCCGACGUCGAUCCGGAAACACUUCCCCGUUGGCAACCGCCAGCCGCACUUACUCCAACAUGAAUCCCAUGACUUUGCUGGGAUCUGGACGUCUCGAUCCCUUCAACGUAUAUCCUCAAGACAACUUACCGCACUUCCUGCAUUCUGUACUCGAUCAUACGCUCAACCAUGUCUUAAACGCCUACCUUGUCAGCGAACAGCCUCAGCAUGGCCACAAAAUACGGUCUGUCCUCAUGCAGGAGGUCAUGUCCGACCCGCUGACAUGGUACCCCGUCAUGAUGUCUGGCAUCACCCACUACGCCUUUGUGCACGCCCAAUCUCGGGCGCAAGGUUCUCCAGACGACCUACAAGCCAGCAGAUCGCAUCGUUUGCUCCGACUUUCCUACAAAACGCAGACGAUGGCACACGUUCGCGCUGACCUUCAACGCAACAAUGGCGUUCCGUCCGAUGCAGCGCUUCUGGCGAUCUCCACCUUGAUUGCGCACGGAUCUUCCGCCAGCGAUGAGCUUGCUUUUACGCAGGUUCAUGAGCCCGCGCAGAUGCGGAAGGCGUUUGGCAAAGGAACUGACAUGCAUUAUUACAGCAGUGUGAGCUUCGAAUACGCGCACUGGUUCUCUCUUGUUCGCUACGUCAACAAGCAGCGCGGUGGGUUACAAGGACUACAUUGGCCAAUCAUGCAGCAGGCCAUGUUACUUGUGGAUGGCACAGUUGCGUGGCGGCGUCUUGAGGCUCCAAACUUUGUUUCCAUGGCACCGACGAGCGUCUUUAUCGGUAUGGCGGUGCACACUCCAGACGACGAAGCGAACGCUCAGAUGAGAAGGAUGUUGGGUGGCCUUCCGCUCGUUUGGAGGACAAGUCCCGAGCAGCCCUUCGCAGGCCUGUAUCAGUGUCUGCAGCAUAUGAGGACGCUAGUGGUCAGGUACAACCAGUAUCAGCGCAGGCUGACCUCCCGAAGAGCUGGAGCGAAGCCAGACCUGAAUCUGAUCUUUUACACAAGGUGUCUGAUCAUACACGAUAUCCUGGAGCUACCCGUGCUACCAACGCAGGGCGCCGGCAUGAGCGGAAUCUACGAGGUGGUCAGACACGCCGCACUGGCCUUCAUGCAGCUGGUCCUCUUCCCCAUCGCAAGUUCCAACGACACCCCCCGGAAACUGCUGCAGCAGAUGCUCCCGCUCUUGAAAACCUGUUGCAAAUCCCUGGCGGACGACACCACGGACCCAGACCUUUACCACCGUAGUAGCGCGACGCAAAAACCGAAGGAGGACAACAACAACAUCACCGUGUCCGGCAGUCUGAUGCUCUGGGCCUGGAUGCUAGCCGGCAUGCUCGCCUUAGAACAUCUACAAACGAAACAAGAAUAUCACUUCAUGGAUGAGCUAUCCCCAUUCGUGGAACACAUGGCCAUCAAGCCCGCGAAAUCGUCGUGGUCCAUGGUCAAGUGCGUGAUGGAGACGUUUCUGUGGCUGGAGAGCGAGUGUGACGGUGUGGGGCAGCAGUGGUGGAACUAUGCGUGCUUGUGGUACGACGCGAGGGGGAGAGAACGGAAGGAGAUCUCGCAGGCCUCCGUUGGCUGA
Messenger RNA from Cyphellophora europaea CBS 101466, 1788 nucleotides. RefSeq lists its product as uncharacterized. The transcript has a single exon. The coding region runs from base 1 to 1788 and encodes 595 amino acids. Lineage: Eukaryota; Fungi; Ascomycota; Eurotiomycetes; Chaetothyriales; Cyphellophoraceae. The record is from RefSeq and is a predicted model, not a curated record.